AUGUCGUCGUCACUGGUCUUACCUAAAAAAAGAGUAAAUACUGAAGGUAGAACAGUGAGUAAUACCUCAAGAACAAUAUCUGGAAUAACAAACAGACAUGUCUCGAGUCGAAUCAUUUCACAAUCUCGACAUGUAAGUCAUAAUGCUCGUGCGUUACUUCAAGAUGAUACUACUGAGUUAUCAUUUGAUGGUGAACCAUCAAUUAGAUUUAAUGAAAAUAUACAUGUAAUAAUGUCAAAUUUUGAAGAAUGGAUUAAAAUGGCAACUGAUAAUAAAAUUACAUCAAAAAAUUCAUGGGAUUUUGGAUUAAUUGAUUAUUUUCAUGAUAUGAAUGUUAUUAAAGAUGGUGAUAAAAUUAAUUUUCAAAAAGCUUCAGCUACUUUAGAUGGAUGUGUUAAGAUUUAUUCAAGUAGGGUAGAAAGUGCAGCUACUGAAACUGGGAAAUUAUUAAGUGGAUUAGCUAAAAAGAAGGAAGGUGAAAAUGAAAAUGAAGAAGAUGACGAGGAAAAUGAUGAAGAUACAGAAGAAAAUCAAGAUGAUGAAUCAAAGAAGAAAAGGAAAUUAAAUAGAGUUGUUGCUUCUACAUUAGUUGAACUUGAUACAAUAAAGAUUAAAAAAUUAGACCAAGAAUUAUCAAUUGAUCCAUUAUUUAAAAAAGCUUUGGCUGAAUUUGAUGAAGGUGGUGCUAAAAGUUUAUUAUUAAACACUUUAAAUAUCGAUUCUACAGGUAGGGUUGUGUUUGAUGCUACUUCAAAUCCAAUUAAGGAGACUGAAACAAUUGAAGAAGAAGAAGAUAAAACAGACGAUAUAAAUUCAUUAAAAAGAUUUUUAUUCCCUGAUGAUAAAUUAGAGUUUGAUAAUUUGACAGUUUGUCCAUCAUUAGGAGAAUUUCAUUCUGCAUUGGAAGAUAUAAAUAAAGCAAAAAGUAUACUUGGUGAUUUUAAUAAUAAAAUGAAUGAUGUUGUACCACCACCAGAAAAUAAUGAUUAUGGAUUUGAUGAUGAUUUCAACGAUAAUAAUAAUGACCUUAAUAAUGAUAAUGAUAACGAUUUUCAAUUGAACGAUGACGUAGGUCCAGAAGAAACACCAGAUCCAUUUAAUAAUCUAGAUCAAAGUUUAAUGCAAAGAUUAUUUCAUGAACAAAGUGAACUAAAUAUUCAAUCAGUUAAUAAAGUAGCAUUAAUGGAUCGUGAUUUAAUGGAAUAUUUUGAUGAUCGACUAAAAUCGAAUUGGCAAGGUCCUGAACAUUGGAAAGUUAAAGCAUUGAAAAAGAGUAAGAAUAUUCAACAAAGUAAGAAUAUUCAACAACCAGAACAUCAACAAGAAAAUAAACCUCAGACAAGAAAAAGGAAACCAGAACAAAUUGAAAUUGAUUUUUUUGAAGAUUUAGAAAUUGAUGAAGAUGAUAUUUUUCAACCACCUAAGAAAUCAACACUGAUAAUUAAAGAAAUGGAGCAUAAUGAUUCUAAAUAUAAAUUACCAGAUGAUAUAAAAUAUAAUUCUUCAAGAUUGACUAAUUUAAUUACAAAACCACAAGUUCCAAUACUAUAUUAUCCAAAAAGAACAGAAUCUACAACUAGUGCCCUACCUUUAACUGAUGAGAAAUAUUUUGCAGAUCAAUAUAAACGACAAGAAGAAGAGGAGAAAGAAAGAUUAGCAAGUUCUUUCCAUCAAGCAGAAUAUGAAGAUUAUGAUAAUGAUUUUGGUAAUGAUAUUGAUUUUAAUGAUGUUUUAGAAGCUAAUGAUAAAGAAAUAAUACCAGAAACAGAAACUCAAAAUAAUAUAAUUGGAAAACGAAGAUCUGAAUUUGUUAAUUUUUCAAGAGUUGCAAAAAGAGUAGAUAUAAAAUUAUUAAAAGACAAUAUAUGGAAACAAAUAAAUAAUGAUGAACAAAAACAACCAGAAAUUGAAUUUGGUAAAGUUGUAACUAGUGUUUCAAAUAUGUAUAAUCCAGAACAAGCAAAAGAUUUAUCUACUAGUUUUUGUUUUAUUUGUGUUUUACAUUUAGCUAAUGAGAAUGGAUUAUCAAUUGAAAGUAAUCAAGAUCAUAAUAAUUUAUUUAUAAAAUUUAAUUAA
Insectozyma verbasci is the source of this 2076-nucleotide messenger RNA. The record is from the annotation of a GenBank genome assembly. Lineage: Eukaryota; Fungi; Ascomycota; Pichiomycetes; Serinales; Debaryomycetaceae.